Messenger RNA from Branchiostoma floridae (Florida lancelet), 1788 nucleotides. Its product is annotated as emopamil-binding protein-like. The transcript is spliced from 4 exons. The record is from RefSeq and is a predicted model, not a curated record. Lineage: Eukaryota; Metazoa; Chordata; Leptocardii; Amphioxiformes; Branchiostomatidae. The coding region runs from base 479 to 1009 and encodes 176 amino acids.
GAAAAGUAGAUUGAAGGAUCAUCACCUCAUCUGGGAGAACAUAUUAUGGAAUUUCUGGAAGUGAUCGUAUCUGUGAAGAUUAUUGAGAGCUAACGUUAGUGACGUGCCAUCCUGCGUUUAUUUUGACAAGCUAACCCUAGGGAGGAGUCUCAAGCCCCGCCCUUACGUUGAAUGUUUCUAGCUCCUGUUUGAAAUAGGAUAAUAAUAACGUUAUAUGACGCUAUCUAGCACCUUUUUCACAUCUCAUGAAUUGUUACACAUUAAAACAAGAUAUCUUUACAUCUAAUGGUUUCACGUAGGCAUGCAAGUGUGCGUUUUGUGUUUAACUUGGCUGUGGUGUUGACAAAAAUCGAUAGGCGGCGCUCUUGACAUGUGAUGUAGUGUUUGUUGUCCCCCACAACUCCUUGCGCGGGAUUUUCAUAAUCAGUAAACCAGCCAAACUUUUGGCCGACCUUUGCUCCAAGAAAAAAGAAGAACCAUGGCGGAGGAAAAGACUCCCCUUCCAGGAUGGGUGAAGGCUUGGCUGGUCAGCACGGCGGUCAUACAGACCUGGGACGCCUCCUUCAUUUGGCUGAGGCCGCACACGUUCCCAGGAGGGGCCCUGGAACUGUACUGGAAACCUUACAGCCUGUACAUUGACAUUGACAUGCGGUACAAGGACAUGACAGACAGCUUUGUGAUGGCCGUUUCUCUGCUGAACUAUGUGGAGGUGGUGCUGUGCCUUGUACUCCUGUACAUGAAUGCCAAGUCGUCGAGCCGUACGGUCCUGGCCACGCUGGUGGUUCAGACCAUGACGUUCUGGAAGACGGUCCUGUACCUGCUCAUGUACGUCCCCCCCAUGAGCGAUGUCGCCAUGUUAGGCACCUCCAACUGGCUGGAGCUCCUCUUCCUCUUCAUCAUUCCCAAUGGCUUGUGGGUCCUCAUCCCGGGUGCUACCAUGUGGGAGAUGUGGGGGAGGGCAGCACGGCAGGGAGGAGCUCAAACCACCCGAGGAAAGAAAGGGAAAUAGACCAGUACAAAAAUCAUAUCAGCUUUUAUCGUUCACUGUGAUGAGGAAGUUUAUCAACUGAUUAAUAGUUUUAUGAACAGAUCAUUACUAAUUUUUGGAGAAAUAGGUAAACUGUAUAAAUCAGUAUAGUCCUGUAAUACAGAGUGCAUAAAACUUUGUUUUAGAUCACUAGUCUAAUUAUAGUAAUUUCCCUUGCAUGUAAUUACAAAUACUUGCCCGAUAUGUGAUAGAUUUUCAGUGUGACUUUCGGCAUACAAAAAGAAAUGAUGUUUUAAAUCUUUCAUACCUGUGAUAAACAUGAAUAAAGAAAUAUAGGAAUGCGGAUUAUCAUAAUUCUUUGAAAACAUUCCAUUGCAUAAUAGAUCAGGUCUGACUUCUAGGACAGCAGGAGACUCCAUUUUGUUAAUGAAAUAUUUUAUGAGAUUUUAUAUUACCAGUAUAUUACAGACAGUUGACAUGGUAUGAUCCUUUGGCUUUAUUACUAAUGUUUCUCAUUUCAACAGAUGGCAAGUCUUUCUAGUGCUGAUCUUGAUUUACAUCAUUCUUACAAUAGUAAUUAAACUAUGUAUGAUACACUUUAUCAAGGACUUGAAAUUUAUCCCGAACAAGUUAAUGACAGUUUUAAGAGGAAUAUGAUGAUUUGUAGAGACCCAAACCUCAGUUGUAACUCAGUUGUGUAUUAAUUAUAGACAGGUGCACUGUAGAUGUCAUUAUUAAACCCUUGUGCAAGGUGAGUAUGAAUAAUUCAAUAAAUGGCAUAUUUAUACCUCUUCGGAAUA